This is a messenger RNA of Talaromyces rugulosus, 2709 nucleotides long. RefSeq lists its product as uncharacterized. Lineage: Eukaryota; Fungi; Ascomycota; Eurotiomycetes; Eurotiales; Trichocomaceae. Gene Ontology annotation, molecular function: oxidoreductase activity. Gene Ontology annotation, cellular component: endoplasmic reticulum. Bases 1 to 2709 code for a protein of 902 amino acids. The record is from RefSeq and is a predicted model, not a curated record. The transcript has 8 exons.
AUGCAACUGCAAACGUUCUUUGCGUCUGUCGGGGUCGCAGUCUCUGGACUCGCCCUAACACGACUGCUACAAGAAGCAUUCAUAUUCGUCCGGCCGUCAUCCCUACCACGCUACCUGUCGCGCGACGAGAACUCAGAAUCGUGGGCAUUCGUGAGCGGCGCGAGCGAUGGCAUCGGCCUUGGGUUUGCGCAUGAGCUCUGCAAACGCGGAUUCAAUGUCUUUCUCCAUGGGCGCAAUCGCGAGAAACUAAGUCGCGUACAAGACGAGCUCCAAACGCUCUACCCGACACGAAAGACCGAAAUCGUCGUGUACGAUGCUUCGCAGAUCACUGAGGAUAUCGACGACGCGAUCCUAGGUGCCGUCGCUGAGGCGCGAUUGACGGUGCUUGUGAACAAUGUCGGUGGCAUGGCCAUGAUCAAACCGUCGCCGUAUGUCAAGCUGCACGAUUUCUCGUUUAGCGAUAUGCAGACUGUGCUCGACGUCAAUGCCAAUUUCACGGCUCAUCUGACGCGCAUCCUGCUUCCACGGCUCAUGAGAUCGCAGCCAGCCCUGGUUAUGAAUAUCUCGUCCAUCGCUAAGCUCGGUUUUCCGUGGUUGGUGCCAUAUUCCGCCACCAAGGCCUUUGUACUCGCGUUAGGUGAUGCGCUCAGUGCGGAGAUGCGCGCUGACCAGCACGACGUCGACGUGCUCGGAGUCAUUGUGGGCAGCGUGUCGACGGCCGGGCUUCAGGUCAAUGAGAGUUUCUUUGUGCCCAGUGCCCAGGCCAUGGCCAGCGCUUCUCUGGAUCGCGUUGGCUGUGGCAGGCUUUCUGUCUGGGGGUACUGGUCGCAUCGUCUCCGGGGCCUGGUGCUUGAUGUCAUGUCGCAGAAGACCAUCCAGAGGGGGGCGGCAAAGGAACUUCGCAAGCUGCGGCAGGAUGUUCUCGACCAGGCACAAAAGAAAAAAUAUCUCCAAAAAAGAUCUUUGCUCACCGCCUCCCGCAAACGUCACCGGGCGGGCCUUCCCCCGCGUGUGACAGCGAGUCAUCUCCGCACAUUUCCCCCAACUCCAGGAAACCUUUUCCUCUUCUUCCUGCAUUGCAUAACGAGCGAUACCAGAUGCACAAUGACCAGCAUUAAUUUCAGAGAUCCUUACUCCAAGGAAGAGCUCAAGAAGCUCUAUCCCGCCCAUUUAAAGCUUCAACUGGUCCAGGUGUUUCUCCGACAUGGCGAACGAACCCCCGUUUCGGCUCGUUUCCAGAACGCCGGCCUGCCGACAUACUGGCCGUAUUGCUCCGUGGCUCGGCGCAUGACCUCCAUGGUCGCUACCAGUAACGACCUCUCUUCAUGGGAUGCGCUGCAAUGGCGGCGACAGAUCGAGACAUUCGGCCAUGACGACGAGGCAGUUUCCACGCGUGGCCCGGGUGGAGAGACCGAGGCGAUUUGGCAAGUCUUCGUCCAAGCCGGCGAGCUUACCGACAAGGGGCGUCAAACUACUUUUCAACUAGGCCAGCGUCUCCGGACUCUGUAUGUUGAUCAACUAGGCUUCAUGCCAAAGAUAAAAUCGGAUGCCGAGGAUAUAUACCUCCGCUCAACCCACAUGCCGCGUGCCAUAGAGUCGCUGCAACAAGCCUUCAUGGGGAUGUACCCUGCCGGUUCCCGGACGGCAAAUUUUGCAGCUCCAGCAAUUGUUACCAGGUCCGUGGCCGACGAAACCGCGUUCCCGAAUGACGCCAGCUGCCGACGGUUCAGGCAGCUUUCUCGGCUGUUUGCCGAUAGGGCUGCGCAAAGAUGGAACAAUUCGGAUGAUAUGGAGUACUUGAACAAGCUGUGGUCAAAGUGGAUGCCAGUAGACACGCCCAGAGUUGCCGUGGAUUCUCAUCCGCGUUUGUCUGGUAUCAUGGAUUCCAUCAAUGCCAGUCGGGCACAUGGCCCGGCUACGAGGCUUCCACCGCAGUUUUAUGACCAGAAAGCUCAGGACAUAAUCCAAAAGAUUUCUGUGGAGGAAUGGUUCGCCGGCUACAAUGAGAACGUGGAAUACCGCAAACUCGGAAUUGGCAGCCUCAUGGGAGAUAUUGUGGACCGCAUGGCAAACGUCGCUGUCGGAGGGAGCUGGUAUAGUGAAGUGGCUUCUUCACGUUCCACGGGUUCCCAAGUGCCCAUUAAAUUCGCUUUGACUGGCUGUCACGAUACUACCCUUGCCGCAAUUCUAUUUAGUUUGGGUGCAUUCAACAGCGCGGAAUGGCCGCCCUUUACAUCAUCCAUCGCCAUUGAAUUGUUCGCUCCAAAUGAAGAACACCAAGCUGGCGGUGCUUCUGGCACCAUUCUCGAGGAGUUCGCGCAACCAUCAGAUGGAAACAAGUCUUCUUCUCCAGGUAUUCUCUCCUUCCUCAAGAAAAGACCUGAUUCUUCCAAACAGUCAGCUUCGUCAUUUUCGACUCUCUCGGAUAUUGCGCGUGUCCCUCUUUCCGAGAUGGACGAUACACAGAGAAAGGCACUGCGCCAGUACUAUGUCCGACUGCGGUACAAUGAUCGAGUCAUGAGAGUUCCUGGCUGCGUUUCCAAGAGUAGUAAUCAUCUCCCUGGGGAUGACUCGUUCUGUACGCUGGAAGCUUUCAAAGAGAUUGUCGACAAGUACACACCUAAGCAGUGGAAGUCGGAGUGUCUGGACAAUGUCAAUGAAGGCAUGUUCGGAAAGGACAAUGCAGACAAGUCCACUUCUGGGUACUAA